AAGGGUUUAAAAUGUCUGUAAUGGUGGCACACAGGGGACCCUGUCCUCGCCCCUCUUUGUGUGGCUGUUCCUGCAUUGACGCCCGCAGCUGUGGUUAGCUUUGGAAAUCUGUCAAACAUAAAGGGAGUUUGGCUGAAGACGAGAGGGGUGUAGCCUUGUUAAAUCACAUUGUCUGGGACUGUGAAUGCGGCCUUAAUGCGCUGAUCACUUCCGCCGCCUUAUUAGUAGCUAUUAUCCCUCUAAACCAUGUCAUUUAUGAGCUCUUUAGCUUCACGUAUAUGUCGUGCGUGUAUUUUGUUUUUGUUGCCCCCUCCCCCUUAUCUCUUAUGUUACUUUGGACAAUUAUUGUCAAGCAAGUCUUAAAGGAAUAGUACUCCCCUUCCGGUGUGAUUUUCAAAACAAAACUGUUCAAAGCACGAAUAUUCUUGGAUUUGUUAGUUGCAAUUUUCAAACUAAAUGUUAGCAUUUUUCUAAACUCAGCUCAGUUGUGAGGGUUAGCUUUAAAUUAGUUAGCUGCAAGCCUUUUGGGGGUAUGUCUCUACCAGCUUUGCACAUCAACAGACUGAAUUCUGUCCCAGAUAUUUUUAUCUUCAUAGCUCCAGCUCAAUCCGUUUAGAUGGAAAGGAUCUGUGAACAUCAAUUUUCAAGUGAUGCAACGGAUUCUCCACUGAAUUUAGGUCUCGUGACGUUAACAGGUGUCCAUCAUGCCGCUGUUUGGUAAAUCCCACAAGAGUCCUGCAGACAUUGUCAGGACCCUGAAGGAAAACCUGGUCAUCCUGGUCAAGCAUGAUAAGAAGACAGACAAGCCUCUGUGUUCUCCAGGCGUCUGAGGAGGUGUCAAAAUGCUUGGUGUCGAUGAAGGAGAUUCUGUACGGGAGCAACGAUAAGGAGCCACACACUGAGACUGUGGCCCAGCUUGCACAGGAGCUCUACAACAGCGGCCUACUGAUUUCACUGGUGGAAAACCUGCAGGUUAUAGACUUUGAGGGGAAGAAAGAUGUUUGUCAGAUCUUUAACAAUAUCCUGAGGAGGCAGAUUGGGACGAGGAGCCCCACCGUUGAAUACUUCUGCACACAUCAAGAAGUCCUGUUCAUACUCCUGAAAGGUUACGAAACCCCCCAGGUAGCGCUGAACUGUGGCAUCAUGCUGAGGGAAUGUAUUCGCUAUGAGCCACUAGCAAAGAUAAUUCUUCAGUCCGAACAUUUCCACAAUUUCUUCAACUACGUGGAGAUGUCCACUUUUGACAUCGCAUCUGAUGCCUUUGCUACCUUUAAGGAUCUCCUUACAAGACACAAAGGGCUUGUGGCUGAUUUCCUCGAACAGAACUACGAUGUUGUGUUUGCAAACUACGAGAAGCUGCUGCACUCUGAGAACUACGUCACAAAGCGGCAGUCGCUUAAGCUUCUGGGCGAGCUGUUGUUGGACAGACACAACUUCACGGUGAUGACACGUUACAUCAGCAAGCCUGAAAACCUCAAACUAAUGAUGAAUCUGCUCAGAGACAAGAGUCCCAACAUCCAGUUCGAGGCCUUCCACGUGUUUAAGGUGUUUGUAGCGAACCCCAACAAGACGCAGCCCAUCUCCGACAUCCUGCUGAAGAACCAGACCAAACUAAUCGACUUCUUAAGCAACUUCCAGAAGGAUCGCACAGACGACGACCAGUUCAGCGACGAGAAGACCUACCUUAUCAAACAGAUCAGGGAUCUGAAGAAACCAGCCUCCUAGAAAAGCUCCCCCACCCCCCCCCCCCACCCCAACUUUUUAUCAAUAGGAAGUCGUAGAAAAAAAAAAAAACAUUAACAAUAAUAGCUGUUCUAUUUAAAAAUAAAUAUUUCCUGUGUUGGUUAAAGUAGCUCAUAAUCACUGAUCUAACUUUUGUAAAUUUAGUUUUUUAUUUUAAAAAAUCUUUUUUUCAUCUGUAGCAUGUAGUGUCUCAGCUUAGAAGCAUCUGAUUUGCUUUGUUUAAAGAACCAGCAGGAGGAAAACAAACUUUUGCAGAUUCUCCGAUCGUCGCUUCAAAAAGGGGAAAUUUGCAAUCGUGUAAAUGAAUUGCUGCGAAUCACCAAAAUCUUGAAGGAUUUUUGUUUUUAUAUAUGUGUUGGAGUCAAAGCAAUUGUUGGGAAAAGAUGGGGAAAACCCUUGGUGAAGUAAAAACAUAGCCAAAAACAAACAAGUUGUGCUUUCUGCUCCUUAUCUAAACAUCAGAAACUAGCACACGAUUAAUGCAGAAAAUAUUGUAUAAGAGCAGCAAUGCCAGCUCCAUGACUAAAUAUGUGAAAGGCUGUGUCAGUAUGUGCCAUUUUAAUAAACCAGUGGGCUUUAGCAAGAUGCUGAAGAGAAAAGUUUCAGUCAAAACAUCCUGAAAAUUCAAUUAAAGCAGAAAUGUUUUAAGAAUCUUCAAUCUUUUUAAUUUAAAUUUCUGACCACUGGUACAAACAGCUUCAGUCUUGUUGAGCACAGUUGCCAAAAGCAUUUUCUGUACAUUAAAAAUAUAAAAAAAAUAAGUUGAUUUGUUUUCAGUGCUCUUGUCUUUUUGUUUUUUUAUAUAUAUAUUUGCAUUUCUUACCAUGUACAGUGGUAUGUGUUCCUGACCUGAACUGAGUGCCAUUGUGAGUGAGAACAUUAAUUAUAAACCGUGAAGAAGAGACGAGCUCUAAUGGUGGCUGUUUUGUGCUUUAAUUUUGUUUUCUCUGAUUUAUGAAACCUAGAAGGAAAUAGUUGAAGAUUCUGAUGUGCCUUUCUUUUUGUUUCGGUGUGUUUUCUUCCCGUUUCAUUCACCUUUAUUUGUUUUUACUGCAUCUUUCUUGGGGGAGCUUAAUUAUGAUCUUGAUGAAAAUAUGCUCUGGACAGAACAUAUUUGUUUUGAUUAAGCAGUGAACCUCUUAACUCAAUAUGUUUGAGUUGCACUGUCAUUAGGGACAUUUUUCACUUUUUGCAAUGUGCCAUUGUUAUUUCAUUCAGCUUGUAAAUUGCAUAGUUCCAUUAAGAUGGUUUGAUACAGUUAUCUCCAUGAAUUUGCUAAUAUUUUGGGCUUUUAAUCAUUUAUUGUAGGUCAACAGGCUCCAAACAUAAACAUAAAUAUAUUAAUAUUUGGAUAUAUGUCCCAUAACUAAGCUUCUGGUUUAAAUCUGGCUAGAUAUUCGACCACUCUUGAAAUUGGUUGUUUUCCUGAUGCAAAUCAAACUUUCAAAGUUCCCACAUUUUCAAUGAGUUGACAUCUAGGCCACAAUCUUCCAUUUUGGUUAUUGUAGCGAUUUGUGCAACGAAAUAAUCCCAUGGAAUGAUGCUGCCACCACCAUGCUUGAUUGUUGAUGCAGUAAUGUUGGGUAUCAACUGGGUUAAUGCUCGAAUUUUGAAUAGGUUAAACGUGUGGGCUAUUCCAGAAGCAUAAUGUUAGCCUGCUUUAAUAACCAAUUUUGAUGGGUUUGGAUUGUUGUCCUUUGGAAACAUCAGAUUAUGUUCAGGUUUUAUCAGGUUGAACUUUUUUGAGGUUGUCCUCCAUUUUUGUUACUACUACUACUACUACUACUCUUAACAGUGAACAGUCCCAAAGCAUGAUGCUGACAUCACCAUGCUUGACAGUCAGUGCAAUGUUCUUGGAUAUAAAAGCCUUCCCUGGGCAGCAUCUCUCAGCUGUUGCUAGACCUGGGUAUUGGUGUUCCUGAACAUGCAAAAAAUGUUCCUUCAUCUGAGGGUGACAGUUUGAGAGGGAUCGUGGAAAUUUAGACACAACUGAGUGCUUUGACAAGACAACGAACCACGAUGCACAUGAAAACAGGUUUUUAAUUAACCCUAAUGAAAAUUUGUGCACUAUACAUAAAAGCCAGUUCUAUUGAACUCUUGCCAAAAUCAGGCUAGAAGCUUGUUGAUGGUUCCCACAUGCCUUUGGCUGGGAGACAUUUAUCCAAAUUUUGCAGUCUGUACACAUAAAUAUGGCCUCGACUGAGUUUGACAAAAUCCACAUUAAAUUCAAACACUUGUUUAAAAAAGUAUUGAAAUUGGUAGAUGAAGAAGAGGUCCAUCCUGUGUAAAAAAACAAAAGUUCCAAUAAACCACUCAAAGCCCAAAAUAAUACCAUUCAUGCCGAUAAGUGGAUGUAAACGUCUGUCCGGAGCUGUAAAUUCUUGCCAACAGGGUUAUUUGGGAGACCUAUUGCAAUGAAUGACAGUGAACAAUCAAUUUGCUGUAGAUAAAGCACACUUUAUUUUGUCCUCCUUUGACUUACAAAAAAAAAAAAAAAGAUGUAAACCAAAUUUAACCCAAUCAUCUCCACUUUAAGAUUUCACAAAUUACUUCCCAGCUUUGCUUUGUGAUUAACUAUUAGGAAACGUGUAUUUUGAAAUUGCUGCAGAUCCAAACAGAAACAAAUUCAGUAGUUCUGUCAGUAUCAGUCACAAUCCUGUGAGCUGCCAUCAUGCUUCACAUUUGGGUUGAUAAGAAAUAAACAGUUCCUCAUGCUUGUCUUUUGGGUGAGAAAUAAAACCAGCGAAUAGUUUAGACACUUUGUUACAGUCAUAAUGUGAAACACCAACCAGCUUUAAAUCUAUAUAUUCAAUAGAAGCAAAAUCGAAUUAGUAACUUUGGUAAAGAGUUCUUUCUGAAAGCAGACACCUUGUCCUCCCACACUGAUGCUACUGUACCACAGUUACUACAAAUAAAAAAGGAUGGGAAUGCA
Molecule: messenger RNA, 4675 nt
Organism: Girardinichthys multiradiatus
Lineage: Eukaryota; Metazoa; Chordata; Actinopteri; Cyprinodontiformes; Goodeidae
Gene: cab39l
Product: calcium binding protein 39-like
Exons: 9
Coding region: 787-1725 (312 amino acids)
Biological process (GO): intracellular signal transduction
Molecular function (GO): protein serine/threonine kinase activator activity
Source: RefSeq, a predicted model, not a curated record